Messenger RNA from Brassica rapa (field mustard), 7900 nucleotides. RefSeq names its product UDP-glycosyltransferase 72D1. The record is from RefSeq and is a predicted model, not a curated record. Gene Ontology annotation, molecular function: UDP-glycosyltransferase activity. Lineage: Eukaryota; Viridiplantae; Streptophyta; Magnoliopsida; Brassicales; Brassicaceae.
CGCGCAAUGCGCGGGUCUUAACCUAGUAUAAGAUAAUUCGAAGUUUUCCAAAAUAUUUGAAAAUAUAUAUAAAUAGUCAAAAUUAAAUGUCUAAAAUAGCUAAACAAUACUCAAGUGCCAAAAAUACUUGAAAUAUAAACUGAUUAUCUAUCCAAAUAUUAAGGCCAAACCAAUUUAUAUUUUAGUUUUAGGUAUUUUGGCAUACAUUAUUCAAAUUUAUAUGUAAUAUAUUAUUUUGUUUUUUAAUUUUGAGAAAUUUAAAGUAUAUAAUGAAUUUAAUUUGUUUUUAAAUAAUUUAAACGGGUUAUCCGAACCUGAACUGAACCGGGACAGAUUAAAACAGAGAUUUAUAAAUAUCCUAGUGGGUCUGAUAUCUUUAACCCCUAAAAUUUGAAUAGACCCGAAUCAAAAUUUAAUGUGUAGCCGAACGCCCACCCCUAGAAAACAUCGAGUCGGAGUUGAGAUUUGGUCUGGUGUUGAUCGACUCCAUUAUUGGUGUCGGUCGAUACCCAUUGUGCACAAGAGUUCCGACGAGUUUUUAUUAUGUUUCAAAAAUUAUAGUUUGACCGAGAAGUUUACCUUAUUUGCAAUUAAGUCCUUGAUGUGUUUUAAACCUAUAUUUAUUAUUUUUGACCCAUUGUUUAGGCUACGCUUUAUUUUACACUUGGGGAGCAAUUUGGAGAGACAAAUCAAAUCUCAGUAGAAAGAAGAUUUCAAACUCUCUUAUUACUCUCUUUGAUUUAUUAGUGCAGUUUAUUUAUACUAUGACUUGUGUUUCUUCUAUUAUGUCUAAGUAAUUCACCUGUUAGAUUUAUAGUUUUUCAAGAGUUUAGGAUGAAUUGUUAGAUUGAAUUGAAUUGCUAAGGUAAUCUUGUAUUCUUCAUCUGGAUUGUUCUUAAUGCUAAAUUUGGAUUGACAACCAGAAAUCUAUAUUUUAGGAUAAUUGGUAGACACAACAGUGUUAUUGAUUUAUUGGUUUAGAAAUUUGGUGAACUUAUCAAACUUGUUCUUAAUACUUCUCUGAACUGAUUGAAUUUGCAAAAAUAUUUGAAAUUCUAGGAUCUAGACAUAGAUAGUCUCUGCAACGAGAGUGGAUUGCUUUAAUUAUUGUGAUUUGAGUUCAAGAACAAUUCUCCAUAAAUCCUUAGCAAUUGUUGAUCUGCAAUUUUGAUUCACAUGUGAAAUUCCUUGAGUCUAGUGUAUUUCAUAUUUGAACCCAUGUUUGAAACUACGCUAGGCGCUAGUCGGGCGGCAACCUCGGGCCUAGCGAGUUACUAAAAAAUCGGAGAUUAAUCAGGAUAUACGCGGGGAUUAGUUUUAAUUAUUAUUUUAUUUUAUUAAAAUAUUUAAUUUAAAUAUAUAAUAUAAAUAAAUUAGAAUAUAAUAUUUUUCGUAUGUUAUUAUUAAAAUUUAUAUUUAUUGGUUUUAACAAAAAUUAAUUGUUGGCAAAAAUGAAUAUCAUAUAAUUGAAACACAAAUUAAUGGAGGACUAUAUGUAUAUAUAGAGACAUAUGAGUAUUAAAACAAGUAUUCGUUGUCUCCUAGUGGCUGAGACAUUUGCUAUUGUGCUGAACAACCCGGGAUUCGAUCUCUCUUAGUGCUUUUUAUUUAUUAUUGUAUUAUUUCUUCUCCUUGGACAAAGUUCCACAUCGCUUACGGGAAAAAAGAGAGGCAAAGUCUGACUCUAUAUAUAGAAUACACAUACAAUGCAAACUCAAGGUAUAUGGGCUUCGGAUUUCCUAAGAGGCCUAAUAUAACACCUUCAUAGUUUACCAUUUAAACCUAUUAAAUUGGGCCGAUUAAUUUGUUAAAUGACCGAAUAAUCAGUAAUUGGGCCGAGUAAUCGGUUUAACGGGCCGACUAAUUGGCUAACGAUUUUGUUGGCCAUUUUCCUCGGAAGGUGUCCGAACAGCGAUUAGCCGGGCGGCUAGGCGUCCGCGUUUUCGAACAGAGAUCUGAACUAACAACCACUUUUGCUUUCUGUAUUUUAUUACUUUACAUCUAUUACUGUUUAGCUUAAAUCAAAUACUGAAGUCUAUUAAGUGAUCCAACGAUCCGAAAUUGGAGAGUAUUUCAUUGGGUUAAUUUGAGCAUAUCAAAUGUAAUUGGUCUUUGUCUUGACAGUGAUGAUUACUGAUCAAAAUCUGGAUACACAUCGUGAGAUCAUCUCGAUCAUCAUUAGCGAUAAGUUUGACACCAGGGGCGGAUCUACAGUGUGAUGAACGGGGGCACGUGCCCCCGACUACUUUAUAAAAUCUAUUCAACAACCAAGGGAACAACUCUGCUUUUGUAGACUAGUUGGUAAAGAAGCCCCACUGUUGACCUAUUCUUCCAUGGUUCGAUACCACCCAUCUUUAUAAUUACUUUUUUGUUUUCUCCACUUUGUUGUACAGUUAAUUUGCUGUUUGACACGUUUACAGUCUACUUUUACUGUAUCUUUCUUUACAAGUUAUAACUUAUAUGCAGCAUUUUUCCUUCUUCUUCCUUUUGUUUAUUUGUUUUUCAUAGUUUGUAUAUUAUAUUUUAGAUAUAUUCAUCUUUAGAUUUCAAGUUUGGUGCCACAUUUUAAGUAUAUUUUUAUUAUAACAAACAUUCACAACUGCUAGUAAAUAAAUAAAACCAAUUAAUAUUAAAAUAAUAAAUUUAUCUAUUCAUUUUUAUUUCAUAUUUUAGAGUUUAGUUUAUAUAAAGAUGAUGAUAAAACAGUUUAUUUACAAUUUUGACAUAUUGUUAUAUAUAUAUAUAUAUAUAUAUAUAUAUAUAUAUAUAUAUAUAUAUAUGUAAACUUCAAGGUUACUUUUCUAUAUAUUUUCAAAUUAUUUUUGUGUAACAGAAUUAUUGUGAUUAGUAACAUUUGUGAAGAAGUGUAAGAAUUCUUAAAGUUAUUUUAUAAAAAUGUUUCAUGUGUUCAAAAAGUUAGUGUAAAUUAUUUUCACAGAUUAUAGUUAGCUUACAAUAUUUUUAACAAAUUAUUAUUUAAUUAUACUAUAUAUAAAAAUAAUUUUAAAUAUAUUUAUUAAUUAUGUGCCCCCGUCAAAUAUCCGGUCUGGAUCCGCCACUGUUUGACACAUGACCAUUUGGUAUAUACCGGUUAUUAGAAUUCUAUCAUGUUGUCGGUGUGGGACAAUUCUACGGCAGUCCCGUUCAGAUAUUCUUUAUCUUCGUGGCGGAAAGGUCUAUUAUGAUGUCAUUUUGACAAAAUUUGGUCAAAUAUCGAUUACAUGAUAUUAUUCGUCGCUGUAAAUGGUGACUUAGCCGAAGAAUUUGGGAACAAAACAAAUUACAAGACUUGUUGAAAAAUCUAUAUGUUAGAUCAUGAGUAGAAGAACAACUUCAGACGCUGUCGAAGAAUCAUUUUUUUUUGACGUCAAACGUCCAUUCUAUUUACUCAAGCUUGAGGUGGUUUGGGUUGUAGAAUUAAGAACUCACAAACACAAGUAUUGCCUCACGAACACAAGUGUUAUUCCUCAAAUAAGAACUCUUCUUAUUAACUCACAAUGCUUAAGAAAACUCUCUCAAAAACUUAAGCUCUCAACUCUCACAAGUUAUGCUACAUAUCAGCAUCUCCUUAUAUAUCUCUUAAUUAUCCUAACCUCAUUAGGAUUUACUCAACUUAAUAUUUCCUAAUCUCUUAUAGAUAAACAUAACAUAACUUGUGUCUCAAGUAAACUUCAAGCUUAUCCUUCAUGGGUAACCAGACCGGAAUAUAUUUUGAUACAAUAUAUUUAGUAUCAAAACAUGGAUAAAUAUAAUAUCGCUGAUAUCAUGGAAAUCUCCAUGGAAAAACAAAAGUAUAGAAAGAAAGUGUAUUGUCUUUUGUUAUAUGGCAAUACUUAUACAAUUGUUGAAAAUUGGUUUUCUAGAUUUUAAAUUUUUCGGUUGAAUACUUUGGAUUCUAUACUGAAAAUAUUUAUAGCUUUGGUUUUGGAUGAGAUCAAUGGAAUAAAACAAAGAAAAUUAGUGUUUGUGAUGUGACCAAGAUUCGAAGUUCGCAAAAAAUUAAUAGAAUUGAUAUUUUAUUGAUAAAAAGAUUUUGGAAGGAAUUUUCUCUUAAAAAUUUACUUCAUUUGAAUUGAUAUUUUCAGUAUAAAUUCUAUACUGAAAAUAUUUAUAGCUUUGGUUUUUGAUGAGAUCAAUGUAAUAUAACAAAGAAAAUUAGUGUUUGUGAUGUGACCAAGAUUCGAAGUUCCCAAAAAAUUAAUAGAAUUGAUAUUUUAUUGAUACAAAGAUUUUGGAAAAAAUUUUAUCUUCAAAAUUUACUUCAUUUGACGAUGUAUUGUUGUCUUUAGACCAUUAGCAUUGGUAGUUUCUACAUGAUUUUUUAGGAUAGUUUCUAACAAUAAAAAAUUAUAAAAGAAGAGAAGUACGAGAUAUAAUCCCUUUGUAAAGAACAUCCGACACCAUCUUGAGGUACUCUAUUGACACAUGUUAGUAAUUCAUUUUAGCUAAAACAUAAUUACGUAAUCAGUUUCAUUUUUUUUUAGAUUUAUGAGAGAUUUGUGGAGUCUCUCACUACUAAAUACUAUUGAUGCCCUUAGUCAUUUUUAUCGUGUUAUUUGAUGUUUUCUAUUUUUAAAUGUAUUGUAUAUGCAUUAUCUUUUAAAAGUCUAACUAAUAAAUAUAUAAACAAAAAAAAUAAAAACUUUAAGUGGUCGUUAUUUUGUGGGGUGCGUUGAUCUGUUGGAAACACGAGUAACAUUAUGAGAACUGAGAAGACAUGUAUGCUGGCUGCAAGCGCACGUCAUCGUCACUCACUGCUUAUGUGACCGAAAGAGUAUGAAGCCGAGUGAUUGACAUGUAGUUUUAGAGUUGAAUUACAAUAUGAUUUAUAGUUCGAUGUAACUUGCAGUAAAAAGUAUGUGGUAAAAACGGUAAGUUUAUGUGGUAAGUUUUACAGUAAAAAUAAAAAUUAUCAUUUUAUUAAAACUUGUGACUGGUAAUAUUUUUGAUGUAUAAGUUGCAGUAUGAGUUCUGAAUAAAAGAAUUAAAUAUAAAAACAGAGAAAUAAAUAUUUUCGUAUUAAGCUAUUUUUAAAAUAAAUAGAAAUAAUUUUUUAAAAUAAGUAUAAAAGUUUAAAAAAUAAUUUUCAGUAUAUAUAAUUUUCUAAGUAUUAUAAUAACUACUAAUAAUAUUUAUUUUAAUAUCAAUAAUAAGUUAAAUUAAAUGAAAUAAUAUUAUUAGCAUGAACUUUAAAUUAAAAAAACCAAAUAAUAGAAAAAAAUUACAAAUGUUCGUGAAAAUUAAAAAAACAAUUAUAGACCUUAAGCUUUCGGGUUUUGAGAAUGGCCUGAUACCACACUAACUUAGGUCAAUAUAUAUAGAAUUUUGUGACUGGUGUUUUUUUUUUUGAAUUAUCAAAUAGAAUUUAUGCUUCAGGUUUUGUAUAAUUGACUAAACAUUUGAAUAAUUUAAAAAAUUAGGAACAAGAAAGAUUAUAAAAUCUUUGACUAGCAUAAAUUUAGGUAGAGUAUUUAUGGGACACUCAAAUGGUUGUUCACGAUUUUCUCUUGUUGUAAGAAGGUCUGUUCACGAUUUUUUUUUUUAAAACGGAAAAAUCAAUUAAAUUUGUAACUCAACUCUUAAAACAUGGGAUUUGGUUGAUAUAGGUUUAUCUUUUGAGUUAGCAAUUUUAUAAAGGGUUUAAGUCAAAGUUGUAACUCAAGUACAACACAUCUUAAAUCAAACUUAAAAUCAAAAAAUUAAAUUUAAUGCAUGAUUGGUAACAUUUUUGAGUUACAAUCUUAACUCAAACUUAAUCAACCCUACCACAUGUCACCAAUCGUCUUUUCUUUGUUUCUUCUUCUUGCUCUGGACAAAUCCGGAAACAUCGGGACGCGUAGAUUUUUUGUGUUAUUUUAACUUUGUGUCUACAAAGUUAAGCUUCAGUCCAAAAGUCGGUAUGCCCCUUAGUUUCAGGUCUCUUUAACAUUACGUUGGGUCAUAUCAUAUGGGUAAUAAUUAACAUGCAUGUCACUUGUCAGUAACCCAUAUCGGAUUCAAUCCACGGUUUUGCAUUUUAAGAGAUAGAUAAGUAGAGGUGCAAUGGUACCAGCACUAAUACACUGGAUCUCAUCAAAACUCUGCAGUUGCUUGGACGAGAGUAGUAUUAAGAUGGGUGACCUCCCAGAAAAUCUUCGUGUUACAUUCCAUAUUAUAAAAGUGUUUAAAAAAAAAGGAGAUAGAUAAGUUUAGCAUUUGCCGCUUUAAAAAAAAAACAAAUUCUAAAUUAAAAUCAGUAAUAAAUACUCUAUAUCUCAUAUGAGCCCGUAUAUAUAGAUAGUCUAUGGUCUUAUCCCAGUUCAUGCACCGCCAUUGACAAGCAAGAAACAACUUCUAAUAUAAGGAAAAGGUCAUGGAGCAGCCGCACGCGCUUCUAGUCGCUAGCCCUGGCUUAGGCCAUCUCAUCCCUAUCCUCGAACUUGGAAACCGGCUCUCCUCUGUCCUCAACAUCCGCGUUACAGUGCUCGCAGUAACAUCCGGUUCCUCCUCCCUGGCCGAAACCGAGGCCAUACGCGCAGUUGUUGCUAGGGGGACAUGUGAAGUUACAGAAUUACCCUCGGUUGAUAUAGACCACUUCGUGGAGCCAGAUGCGACGGUGUUCACUAAAAUUGUAGAAAAGAUGCGAGCCACAAAGCCCGUGGUUCAAGACGCCGUCAAAUUAAUGACACAAAAACCGACGGUCAUGAUCGUUGACUUUCUUGGUACCGGAAUGAUGUCCAUUGCCGAUGAUGUCGGCAUGGCUAAGUACGUUUACGUCGCUUCCCACGCGUGGUUCUUGGCAGUGUUGGUGUACUUGCCCGUAUUGGAUAAGGUUGUGGAAGGGGAAUACAUUGAUAUCAAAGAGCCUAUGAAAAUUCCAGGUUGUAGACCGGUUGGAGCGGAUGACAUCAUGGAAACAAUGCUAGACCGGUCGAACCGACACUACCGAGAGUGUGUACGGUGUGGCGAGGAGAUACCUAUGAGCGAUGGUGUUUUGGUGAAUACUUGGGAGGAACUACAAGGAAAUACUCUAGCCGCGCUUAUGGAGGACGGAGAAUUGAGCCGGGUUAUGAAAGUACCGGUUUAUGCUAUUGGGCCAAUUGUUAGGUCUAAUGGGCCUACUAAAAAGCCUAAUAGUAUAUUCGAGUGGUUAGACAAACAACGGGAAAGGUCAGUAUUGUAUGUGUGUUUAGGCAGUGGUGGAACGCUGUCUUUAGAGCAAACGAUAGAACUUGCAUGUGGAUUAGAGUUAAGUGGUCAAAGUUUUCUGUGGGUUCUGCGUAAGCCCACUUCUUACCUAGGUGAAAGCUCGAACGAUGAUGAUCUGGUAAGUGUCGGUCUACCGGAAGGUUUCUUGGAUCGCACACGUGGUAUGGGUCUUGUGGUCACCCAAUGGGCACCACAAGUUGAGAUCUUGAGCCAUGGAUCAAUCGGUGGGUUCUUGUCUCAUUGCGGCUGGAGCUCUGUGUUAGAGAGUUUAACUCAAGGAGUGCCAAUAGUGGCUUGGCCUCUUUACGCAGAGCAAUGGAUGAAUGCUACAUUUCUGACUGAAGAGAUCGGUGUAGCCGUUCGUACCUCGGAGUUACCGUCAAAGAGAGUGAUCAGCCGAGAAGAAGUGGCGUCUUUGGUGAGAAAGGUUAUGGGCGAAGAGGAUGAAGAAGGACGGAAGGUAAGGGCUAAAGCUGAGGAAGUAAGGGUUAGCUCCGAACGAGCUUGGACUCAAGGUGGUUCGUCUCAUAGUUCUCUCCUCGAAUGGGCAAAACGAUGUUGCCUUCUGUCAUUCACAAAUAAUACAGUGUCAAUUUAAAGGUGUUUGUCAAAUUAAAGUUACUUUUAAAUAAUAUGAAUCAUAUGAUGUUAUACGAAGUAUGCUUACCAUCUGGCAUUAUGUAAUUUCUUAUGAAUAAAAUAAUAAAUUGAA